Molecule: messenger RNA, 1077 nt
Organism: Cherax quadricarinatus
Lineage: Eukaryota; Metazoa; Arthropoda; Malacostraca; Decapoda; Parastacidae
Source: RefSeq, a predicted model, not a curated record
UUUAGUCUUCUCAUAAUUUCUUUUCUAUAGCUCGAGACAUUCAGAAGUGGGAAUAUGUUCCGCUUGGUCCAUUCCUGGCUAAAAACCUCGGCACAACAAUAUCUCCGUGGGUAGUAACCAUGGAGGCUCUUGCACCCUUUGUUGUGGAAAAUUAUGUCCAGGACCCACAGCCCUUUUCAUACCUUAAACAUGAAGAUCAGUAUAACUAUGAUAUAAAGCUAGAAGUGGGAAUUCGCUCUGAUGGUAGUGAUCAUGUGGGAACUGUGUGUUGCAGCAAUUUCCGCAAUAUGUACUGGACAAUGAAGCAACAGCUAGCUCAUCACACUGUCACUGGUUGUAACAUUUGCACAGGGGAUCUCUUGGCUUCUGGCACCAUUUCUGGACCAAGUGAAGAUUCAUUUGGAUCAUUGCUAGAGUUGUCAUGGCGUGGAAGUAAAACUGUGGACAUUGGUAAUGGAGCCACGAGGAAGUUCCUGCAGGAUGGUGAUGAAGUAAUUAUAACUGGCUAUUGCCAAGGAAAUGGCUACAAGGUUGGGUUUGGGUCAUGCACUGGCAAGCUGCUUCCUGCCCAUCCUCUCCAGUGAAGUCUAAUCAGUAUUUCUAAAUUGAUUGUGCAUAUACAGCAGUGGUAUAUUCUUGUUAGAACGUUUUUUCUUGUACAGUAAGCUUUUUCAAAUAUGGGCAACUAAAUGUUGGUGACAGCAGAAGCAGUGGAGAGGUAAAGAUGUAUUCAGUCCCUCUAGCCUUGUAGUCUUAUCAAAGUCAGACUUUCAUUGAGACUGAGCACUCAAGGCUGAGGAACUGAUCACCAGAUUUUUACCUCUAUUGCUUCUGCGGUCUCCAAUAUUUAGCCACCUCUGUAUUUGAUUGGAGAAGCCUUCUGUAUAGUCAAAAAAAAAUUUCAACACAAGAUACCUUACUUUUGUAUCUGACUUGCUCAUCUCCUGGUUGGUAUUAUAUGCCAUUAAUAUAACUGUAGGUGAGAGAAUUUAGAUUUUAAAGAUAAAUGUUUAUUAGUUUUGCAUUUGUCUUUUACACAAAUAUGUGGCAACUUUAUAGAAUAAAAAUAUACUUAAA